GUUAAAUGCCCGGUCGGCACCGAAGUAUUACAAGCAACUCCAGAAACUAAUCAGAGUGAGAGGCUGUGUACCUCAACAGGUUUUCAACACCAAGGAGAUGAGUUUGUUUUGGAAGUGAAUGCCUUCGUGUACUUUUAGGGGAAAAGGAAAAAAAAAAUCCAGAAAUCUUAGGGGAAGCUAAGGACAGGAUUUGCCCAUUUUUUGUGCCAACGCCGCAGGUGACAAAAAGAUAAAAAUCAUUGCUGCAAGACCCUAAUUCCACUUGUCUUUUGGCUAAAAGAUUAAAAAUGCCUUCCAGUUUUCUGGCGAUCAGGUCUUCCAUUUGGAUUGGUUUCAUGAUUCUUUUAUCAUCAAGCCCAGAGUUAUUUAACAGAAGAAUCAUGAAUUCAGAGUGUUGCUAAUUUUAGAAGUCUCAAUCACCCAGACUCAUUCUUUGCUCAUCCUAAUGUGAUACUGUGUUUCUUCCUGGAAGACACUAGCUAUCAUCAGCCCUUGGAUCAGGGUAUAAUUGAAGCAUUCAGGAGGUAACCAUGCCAAGCAUGUUUGAUCACUUUGCUGACUAUAUUGGGAAAAACCCUUGCCUUACUUUGAAAGGAACAUGGCAACAGUACAAAUUUUGGUAGUGAUAAAAGGGAUAAUGGAUGAUAUAAAACCAGCUGCUAUUACUAAAACCUGGUGGAAACUUUGGGACGAUGUUGUGAAUGAUUGUACAUAUUUCCCUAGAAGAAAAGAAAAAAAUCAAGAGUCUGCAAGAUGAAUGGGCUUUAAAUUCAUUGGUAUCGACGAAAGUGAAAUUAAUGAGCUACUCAAAAGUUUGGGCAAUAAGUGAGAGUCUGUUGCCCAAAUAGACUUAGAUGAGGAAGAAGACAAACCCCCCAGAACCAGAGGUAAAGAUGAACCUAAGGAAAUCUAAUGUUUUCUCCGACCUUGAUGCUGCAACUGACAUGGAUGGAUCCUUUUCUGAAUCGGAGUUUGGCUAACUUUAAAAAAGAUUUUAGUAAAUUAUUGUAUACCUAUAAAGAGGUGCAAAAGAACCUUCAAAAUAAAGGCGUUGAAGAAAAGGAAGACAGAGGAAAUGUGGGUGAAGGAGAUGGAUACAGGAUCUGAAGGGAGUCUGAAUGUUAACCUGAGCUUGUCUAAAUCUGGUAAGGGGAAGCAGGUAGAGAGAAAGAAAUUGGAAGAGCUUGGACCCUCAAGCAGUGGCACUGAGAAUCUUAACUUUCUGGAGAGUCUGCCAAAACCUUAAAUGCAUGAUUGGACAUUUGGAAUCUAACCUUGGAAUUAAAUCUGGAAAGAGUAGAGGUGCCUGAAUUGAAGGAGAGAAUCCAGAGGCAGUUUCUUCCAAAUAUAACAGUUUAUCUCUUGCCAUCCUUCUCCUGCUGCCCCAAUGUCACCAUCAUGACCAUCCUUAUUAUCACCAGACACACAUUUGUAUCAUUUAGUCAUUCAACAAACAUUGACCUUAAACUGUGGGAUGUUGUGCUAAACUUGAGGACAUCAUCUCAGGAUCUAAGCUCCCCAUAGUUGAUGUUUAAUGUCCCAAGUGCCUAGGGGAACAGAGUACUGUGGGAUUAACUCUGGGAAAGGCUGCACAGAGCCCUGGCCUGGAAAGAUAAAUUUCUUAAGCCCAUACUCCCUGUCAAAGUUGUGAAGUGCCAGGAAUACAGAAAUGACUGAAUGGAAGAUCUCAUGAGAUGGAAGACUAUGAGUUCGUAUGAGAGUUUCAAUACAUUUUAGAUCCUGGCAGCGUCUUUCCUGACAUACCCUAUGCUCAGGACCCUUAGCCUGCAGCUCCGUUCAGCUGUCACCGGCAGCUAUGUCUCUGGCACUUACUCCAUCGUCUUUGUCAACUGUCCCAAUGAGCAAAUUGCCAGAGAUAUUGCCAGGGCUAUACUGGAUAAGAAGCUGGCUGCCUCUGUGAACAUCCUGCCCAAGGCAUCCUCACUGUACUUUUGGAAUGGAGAAAUAGAAGAAGCCACUGAGAUCCUGUUGUUAAUAAAGACAAAGACUUCCAAGGUCCAUGUGCUGUCCAGCUACAUCAGGUUGGUGCAUCCUUUUGAAAUCCCAGAGGUCUUCAGUGUUCCCAUGGACCAAGGAGAUGUGCACUAUUUAAAGUGGCUGGAGGAGGGCAUGAAGGAGGAUUGAGUGUGGGAGGCUUUCAGUGGAUCCUGCUGGCUGCUUCUAGCCUUCAUCAGCUGUACUCUGGGAAAAGGGAGGCUGCUUUCUGCCUCCUAGCAUCUCUGGAUUCCUGCGGUUGUCAGCAAAGAUGAGUUCAGUAACUUGUGGAGGCUGAAGGUCCAAGGGUCCCGAGGCUAGAGGAGGAGGCUGGGCCAGUCAGGCCAAGCAAGAGCCCACUGCUUCAGACUUAAAGAUGGCCAGGGGGUGGGAGAGCAAGGAUGGUUGUGUGUAGGGGACAAGAAGAGGUGGCUGUGAGGGUGAGGGCUGUCAUUUGCAGUCACUGUGCCUACUUUGAAUGUCUAGGCUAUAAUUACUCUCUUGGUUCUCAUGAGGAGGAAUGGACCUGGAAGUGUGUGGGAUGAAUGCCCCCUUCUAAGGGACCUGGCAGGUGCUUUAUUCAAAAGGAUGACUUGCUAAUGGUGCAAUUUCAGGGACAAGCAGGAUUAUUUCUCCCAGCUAAGGAUGGUGUUUGUUACGCCCGAGUCCUGACGAACUGGGUCUAGGGAUGGGCCUUGGGAGUGUAGGACUGGGGGAAUACUAGGGCUUAGACACAGCCUCAUGGGUUGGCAGUAGAUCUUGACUCUUUCCUAGCCUGACUGUGACAGACAGAAGAUUGUGCUGCCUCGCUCCGUGGAGACAUGGUUUCUGAGCCUAGCAUACUAACCUUUUCACUUGAGCAUCAAAAUUGAGCAUACUAAAGUGGAAAAGAACCCUGGGAAACUGCUAGACCGGUGGUUUUCAGACUUGCUCUACAGAGCCCCAGGGGUUGACAGAAGGUACCCAGAGGGCUGCCUGAGUGGGGAUAAGCGUAUGACCUCCCGUACUUCAACCAGUGCAACUGCACUUUUCUGAUUUUCAUGUAUUGAGCUCUCUUGUGAGAUUUGGAUUUUUUUUUUUUGUCAUUAUUUUCUUCGUUAAAAGUUUGUAAACCAGUGGUCUAAGCCAGUCUCCAUUUUAUAGAUUACCGAAGGAAAGUGAGACUCACUGAGGUCCAAAAAGGGGGUGGCAUGUUGAGUUAUGAAUGGUGCAGUGAAGGCUGCUUACCCCGUGUCUGGUGCUCUUCUAUACCUGUUCCACGGGUCCCAGGUGAAGGAGGGCAGGGAAAGCAGAGCCCUGUGGGGUGAGGAGAAGGACUUGACCUAGGCCUCCUCCAGGAAUUUGUCACAAGGUAACUCCACCCUAGAUAGCCCGUGAAUAGUUUGAGUGAGGGUCUACAGACAUCUGUGGUAUCCUGGCCUGCCUUCCCAGAGGGAAUGGCGUGUGGGAGGAGUCAUGGGAGGCCCUGGUUCUGACACCUUCUGCGCUUCUUGGACCUUAGUCCCUCCAACUAUAAAGUGAGGGAGGACCUCCAAGGGCGCUUCUUUGAAGACCUUACAGGGACUUCAGGCUGAAGCCCUUCCAGAGGUCCAGAGAAUUCUUUUUUGAUAGCCAGUGAGGAUUCUGGAGGGCUGCUUCAGGAGAAGAAUAAAGAGAAUGAUAAUCAUGAUGUCCCUUUUUAUAACAGAUGUUUCUGAUACAUAAGAAAAUCUUGUGUAAACACUACUAAAACUGUACUGGGGACCCCAAAUGGACUACCAUAUUACUUUCAGGAUAAAGUCCAAUUUUCUGGUCUGGAUUUCAAAGCCCAUCUUAACCUUGCCUCAGCUCACUUUUUCCGUCAUCACCUACCUCUCUCCUACUUCGGCAAGAGGAUGCCUCCAGUAAGCCGUGUGAUGUUCUCCUGUAUUCAGGCCUCCGCUCUGCCUGGAGUGCCCUUCUGUAUGAGUGCUUGUGAAAUCUGGCUGCUCCUUUGCAAGGUCUUGCUCUCCCCGUUGGAAGGACUCUCUCCUGCCUUGGUGUCUGUUAUCUUUGUGCAUCACCAUCGCCUUGUAUUUCUAGAUUGUGAGCUGCUUGAGGUUAGCAGCAUGUCUGAAUAUAUUUGUUUUUUUGCUCAGA
Molecule: messenger RNA, 4113 nt
Organism: Pteropus alecto (black flying fox)
Lineage: Eukaryota; Metazoa; Chordata; Mammalia; Chiroptera; Pteropodidae
Product: protein CutA homolog
Exons: 8
Coding region: 1768-2145 (125 amino acids)
Biological process (GO): response to metal ion
Molecular function (GO): copper ion binding
Source: RefSeq, a predicted model, not a curated record